AUGUACAUCACUCUCUACGACAUAGUCACCCGCCUCCCUGACUCCCUUCGCGUAGUCAGGGACCACUUCCUCUUAGUUUGUCCCACCACCCUCACCGUUGACCUCCUCGAGAAGGCCUUCUUAGCAGCGGAGAAGAGCAUAGUCGCUGUAGGAGCGUCUCGUGGUGACCCUCGCACCCCCAUCUUUGAGGGUCGGUCGGUGCGGCAUCUACCCCUAGCGGGAGACGCCGCCCUCGCAAGGGCAAAGGGGGCAGGGGCGCUGGAGGAGCUAGCGGGGGCGGUAGAGGCGGCGGUGGAGGCAGCGGAGGGAGCGAGGGUGGCGGUGGGGGUGGUGGCGGGGGUGGAGGUGUCGGUGGCGGCAGUGGAGGCGGAGGCGGCGGCGGUGGCGGUGGGAGCGGAGAUGGUGGCGGAGGUGGCGGCGGUGGAGGAGGUGGUGGGGAAGGAGGUGGAGCUGGUCGGGGUGGCGCUGCGCAGAGGGUCGGCUCCGGUGGUGCGGGGUGGGGGUACUGGUCCGUGCACCUACUUUCUACGCACCGGCGACCGCGCGGGUGAGCAGUGCGGGGGUGCGCACUCCACCCAGCGCUGCUUUGGCUGUCUGACGGACGCUUGGCGUCACCAGUUCUCGGAGGCCACGGAGAUCCCCCGCUGGGGUGAGCUGUCUAGGGCGGGAGUAGCUGUCUUUGACCUUGACUUUGAUGCUAUUCUUGCUGCCAUGUAUGCUGUGACUAUUAGUGAUGAGGGUGACUCUUACCGGUGUUUUCCGCCCGACCCGGGCAUUGAGACUGCCGCUCUAGGUACUGGUGAGGCUGCUGCUCUAGGUGCUAGCGAGGCUGCUGCUCUAGGUGCUUGUGCGUCUGCUCCCUCAGGUGCUGGUGAGUUUGCUCUUUCAGGUACUGCGUCGGCUUCGGCCUCCCACACCUUCACCCUUGACUCGGGGGCUUCUCGCUCCUUCUUUCGAGACCGCACCACACUCACGCCGCUUGGCCGGCCAGUUGCAGUCUCUCUGGCACACCCCUCUGGGGGUCCUGUCCUUGCUCACUACUCCACUAUCCUCCCAUGUCCGGCGGCCCCCUCUAGCACCCUUUCUGGCCUUUACCUCCCCUCGUUCUCUACGAACUUGGUGAGUGGUGCUGACCUACAGGAUGCGGGGGUUCACCAGUUCACUCCUGCGAGUCAGCGGGUGACCCACUGCACGGACGCUCGGACAGGCCGACACCUGGCCACGUUUACACGUCGGCCGGGGUCGAGCCUGUACACACUGACCAUUGCGUCCCCUCCAGACACUGCGUCUGGUCAGGUAGCUUCGUCGAGUCAGGUGUUUGCUACAGCGUCCAGGUCUGGUCCUGAGUCUGCCCCCUGCUCGUGUCGCCUCCUGUCUCACGAGACUCUUCUCUGGCACCACCGCCUUGGUCACCCCUCCCUGCUUCGUCUCCGAGGCAUGGCCUCCCGUGUACUUGUCCCUGGUCUUCCCCGGUCCCUCCCUCCCCUUCCUCCUGGGCCUGGCCCUACCUGCGUCCCCUGUGUCCAGGGGCGGCAGCGGGCUGCCCCUAACUCCUCCCAGUUUCCUCCGACAGAGGCCCCGCUGCAGACGCUUCACAUGGACGUGUGGGGCCCGGCCCGCUUCCGUGGACAGGGUCACGAGCGCUACUUCCUGCUGGUGGUUGACGACUACUCGCGUUACACCACAGCAGAGCUUCGGCUCGGACUUUCCUGUUCUGCGUCUGCACUCUGA
Messenger RNA from Closterium sp. NIES-65, 1731 nucleotides. The record is from the annotation of a GenBank genome assembly. Lineage: Eukaryota; Viridiplantae; Streptophyta; Zygnematophyceae; Desmidiales; Closteriaceae.